GUGUCAUUGGGGAAGAAGAGUAAUUUUCCUAUCUUAUAUGUGUCGUUUGGUUUGAAAAUGGUUAUCCCGGGAUAACUAAUACCGGGAUGAGUUAUCCCACCAUAUAUAUGGGAUAAGUUAACCCGGGACUAAGGGGAAAAGGGUGGAAUAAGUUAUCCUGGGUUGGAUGUAUCCCUCCAACCAAAUAAAGGAAAAUGUGUUCUUUUAUUUUAUUCCGGGAUAACCAUUUUCAAACCAAACGACCCGAGUGUAUUGUUAACAUAGUGCUUUCUUAUGGUCCUAUCAUUUGAAAAUUGAGUUUUCAUUUACCCAGGGAACUUUUGAACAUUUUCUAAGUGCUUGACCCUGAAGUCUCAAUCAACUUUCGUAAAAUAUGGGGAACUUGUUGCGCCAAUUUUCCUAGUCCCUACUAUUCGAAUAAGUUAAUGAAUAUUUCAUUUGUAAUUCUGUAAUGACCGAAAGACCUAACCAACUUGGUCCAAUAAUAAUUUCUAAAGUUUCUUCUUCUAGAUAUCAAUGUGAAAAGGUGACAAAGUUUCAAACCAAUUUUGUGAACGUGUUAUGAGUGGUCUUACUGGUAUUUUGAUAAGAGGACAGUUGUUGUAACUUACCAAGCUUCUGGAUAUUUGAAAAUUAAUACAGUAUUGACAAAUGAAUGAUCUAAUUAUGUCUAGUUAGAUUUGGGAAUGGUUCAAAAUGGGAUGGAGAAAGGAAUAGGGAUAUAUAAUUGCUACUACUACUAUGUGACUUCUAUAGUGUUACACCUUGGUCCCUAAAGAAUCUGAAUUACUUUCUCUUGCUAUUGGAAAAUGAUGUUAAAAUUUUGCCGUCUGACAUGUAAACACCAAAAAGAUUGCUCACUAACAUCUUCUCAAGCACCUUAUUCUUUCACAAACGGAGACUCCAAGGUCCCAAAAAAAGAAAAAAAAUGUGAACUGAAAAGCAGAAAAAAUUUAGCACACUUGCAUCGCCUCGUAUUUUGUAUGUGUAGAAAAACUCCUUUAAUAUAUGUAAAAUAAUUUAUUCGAAACUUAAUAAAUUGGCUUAAAAUUUAAAAUGCAUAAACUCAAAAUUCUAGCUCUCGCAACCAUGAUGACAAAUAUUGCCGGCAAUUUUUAAGAGGAUUAUUUGUAUAUCCCACUAGGAAUUAGUCUACACCCCACACCACGGCAUGACUUCUUCCUCUUCUAUUUUCUGCUACUUAUUACUAACUUGCAAAAGUAGCUUCACUAUUUAUUCACUUUUGAGUACUUAGAAAAUAUAGGCUAGUUCCUGUAGGACCAGUCAUAGGGCUAUUGUAUAUGAUUAGAAAGUGACAAAUAACUCAGUUUACUUUUCCCAAAUUCCACCCUUACAUACAUUUCUCUUCAAUUCUACUUGCCAAUUAAUCACUCUUCCUUUACUCUUCAAGAAUUCCAUGGAUUCUUUUAGAAUAUGGUUCAAGUCUUUGAAUAACUCAGUUGGGAAAUUUCUUGGACAAUUCAAGUACUUAAAGAAAGGGAAAAAGAAACCAAGGAGAACAGUUUCUGAUUUCAGUUGGUUAUCAGGUUUUGCAGCUAUGGAGUUGUCUAGUCAACUGAAAUUAGUCUUUAAAUUCAUUGAUGCAAAUGGAGAUGGAAAGAUAUCUCCUUUAGAGCUAAAAGAGAUUUUGUUGAGUCUUGGACAUCAUCAUCAAGAAUUGAAAUCUGCUGAGGAAUUAGCUGAAGUAAUGGUAAAAGAAAUGGAUUGUGAUGGGGAUGGACUUGUGGAUUUGGAUGAGUUCUUGAAUAUCAUGGGAGUGGCAAAAGAUCAAGUCUUUGGUGAUUCUGUCAAGGAUAUUGAUGAGUUAAUUAGAGAAGUUUUUCUUGUGUUUGAUGCUGAUAAAAAUGGGCUUAUUGAUGCUAAGGAGUUGAGGAGAGUUCUAAUUAGUCUUGGUUGUGUAAAUUGCAGUGUUAAAGAGUGUAGAAGAAUGAUUAAAGGGGUUGAUAAAGAUGGUGAUGGAUUUGUUAAUUUUGAAGAGUUUAAACAAAUGAUGGCUGCUGGAUGCAAUAUUUAGUCCACAUAAUCUAUUUUACUACUAUCUGUUUUGUUUAGGGAGUGCCAUAGACAGUGAGGUUCGCCUGAUCCCGGACUUGCUAGGGAGGAUUGAGCCUUAGUAGUUGUAGUUCACUAGUUCUUGUUGAUGAGAUUUCUUCAAACAAGUGAGUUAAUUUGUGUCUUUGAAGUCCUUUUGUUGUUGGAUUAUUUAGUGUUCAGAAUUUGUGCAGCUUUCACUACAGGUUUUAAGGUAGGAUGAUAUCAAUGUUUUGAAAGCAAUUAAUCAGCUACUCCAGAUUAGCAUAAUACUCCUCUUUCCAAGUUGUAUCUUUGAUGCCUUUGUUUGUGUUCUUUUUCAUGUGUUUUUGGCUGAUCGUUCAGCUUACACA
Molecule: messenger RNA, 2405 nt
Organism: Capsicum annuum
Lineage: Eukaryota; Viridiplantae; Streptophyta; Magnoliopsida; Solanales; Solanaceae
Product: probable calcium-binding protein CML23
Exons: 1
Coding region: 1418-2035 (205 amino acids)
Molecular function (GO): calcium ion binding
Source: RefSeq, a predicted model, not a curated record